UGUCGCUUCAAGCAUUCAAACCCCGCCCAGUUCUUUUGAGUUUCAUUUUCGACAGGAGAAUAGCUGUGGCUGAAUCGCUUCCAAGUUCCUCCAGAAGUUUGAUGCUGCGAUUUGCUCCAAAUCUUCUUCGCAGAAUCUCAAACAGUGCCACUUCCACGAUCCAUUUAUAUCGAUUUACCCAUUGCACGUUCUUCGAACACCAUCGGCCACAGCAACAAUUGCUGUUACGCUUCAUCACUGGCUCCGCUUCGAGCCCUAGCCUCUCGAUAUGGAGGAGGAAGAAGGAAAUGGGCAAGGAGGGUCUGAUUGUAGUUAAAGAGCUCAAGAGGCUUCAGUCCAAUCUCAUUCGUCUCGACCGAUUCAUUUCCUCCCAUGUCUCUCGCUUGCUCAAGUCCGAUCUUGUCGCGGUUCUCGUCGAGCUUCAGAGGCAGAAUCAGGUCUUUCUGUGCAUGAAGUUGUAUAACGUGGUUCGUAAAGAAGUAUGGUACCGUCCCGACAUGUUCUUUUAUAGGGACAUGCUCACGAUGCUUGCAAAAAAUAAAAGGGUGGAAGAAACGAAGCAAGUUUGGGAGGAUCUAAAAGGAGAGGGAGUACUAUUUGACCAGCAUACUUUUGGAGAUAUCAUGCGGGCAUACUUGGAUAAUGCAAUGCCCUCGGAGGCCAUGGACAUAUAUCGUGAAAUGAGGCAAUCUCCUGAUAGGCCAUUAUCUUUACCUUUUCGUGUCAUAUUGAAAGGGCUCGUUCCAUACCCAGAAUUGAGAGAACAAGUUAGAGAUGACUUCUUGGAGCUUUUCCCUGAUAUGAUCGUCUAUGACCCACCUGAAGACUUGUUUGAGGAAGAUGAAGAUAGGUUCAAGAGUGUAAGAUGAUCGAGGAAAUGGCUGAUACGGGGGCAAUUAUGAAUACUAUAUGGGUAGGAAGAUAAGAGAGCAAUGAUGAUAGUACACGAGAAAUGAAGUAAAGCAGUACAAUGAGGAUGAAAGGAGAGGAAGUACGAAGUAAAGGAAUGUACUACAGAUUUUCUCAAGAGGAAGAAAGGAAGUGUAGUACAUAUUUUCCUUCCCAAGUUUAGGGUGUAGUACUCAAACUAAAAGCUUCCCUCCCCCAUCCAUCUUCUAUAAAAACACAUAAGCAUGGAGAGCAAACCGAUAUUGAAGAAGCGAUUAGAGGUAGAAGAAUCCUACGGGGGCUGCCCGAGACCACAUGUCGUUGCACUUAGUAUCUCGUGAUAUGUGUUCUCAGGUCGCCCCUGCAGACUUCUUAUCUACCGUUUUUAUGUUUUAGAUUCAGAGUGGAUUGAGUUCAUUUAUGGUUUCCUCUUCCUUGCACACUUCUCGCCUUCCGUUUUUAUGUUUUAGAUUCAGAGUGGAUCGAGUUCAUUUAUGGGUACUUACUCUGACCGACUUCUUGUUGUUUUUAUGUUUCAGAUUUAGAGCGAAUCGAGUUCAUUUAUGGGUACCUACUAUUCACUUUCUUUCCUCUUUACUUUUUUUUCUCUUCCUCGAUUCUAUUGGUUGCUCUUUCAUUCAUGUAAAAAAACUUGGUUGUAA
Cucurbita maxima (winter squash) is the source of this 1550-nucleotide messenger RNA. Its product is annotated as pentatricopeptide repeat-containing protein At1g62350. Lineage: Eukaryota; Viridiplantae; Streptophyta; Magnoliopsida; Cucurbitales; Cucurbitaceae. Gene Ontology annotation, molecular function: protein binding. The record is from RefSeq and is a predicted model, not a curated record. The transcript is spliced from 3 exons. The coding region runs from base 102 to 869 and encodes 255 amino acids.